AUCUAAGGUGUACCGUGAUCACAGAAAUACAAUAACAUGGCGAAGCAUAAAUAAUAGUGCCAGUGCAACUUUUGCUAGAUUUGGCGACACAGGAUUUUUGAACGUUAAAAACCAAAAGCAAACUGAUGAUGGCAGAUGGAAAGGAACCUCUUGAUAAAGCAGGAGAAAAGACUGGUGGGGCCAGGGCAGGAGCUGGAGAAGGCAUCCGGAGUAUAAGAUCGACAUCAUUAUUCAGAGCAGUCAAUUUUGAACUGUAUGCGAAACCUAACAAAUGGGUUAUGGGAUUCGGUCUUGCUGCCCUUACCAGCUGCGUGGUGUACAUCGCUUAUCUCAAUGCACAGAAGGAGAACCAGAGAGACAGGGACAUGUAUGAACAAUACCGAGCUGACGGCACGACGAUAAUGAGACCAAGAAAUUCCAAAUGGGACUGAGAUAUAUAUAUAUAUGCUUUAAUAUAUAUGCUUUAAUUUUACUAAGAGGGGAUGAGGACAGGUCAGUUGACUGUGUGAUUUUGGAACUGUCAACUCUUUGGAAGAUCUAGGAGAAUUAGCUAGUAUUGAAGAUUCCGAAUCUUGAACUUUUUCUUGGUCAUGUGGAUUCAUUUUCACCAAACGUUGACAACCUAACAAAGCAAAGCCUAUCCUAGCUGCUGGGCAGUAUCCUGCACUAGUUCCCUGUUUGUUGGUGUUAUGUAUCCAUGAUGACUAAUAUACAGGUAACUAUGCAAAGUUGACUCUGUUUGGAAUUACAAAUUUGUUUGAUUUGGGAAAUUUUAGAGGUAACAGUGCUUGCCAUAUAAAAAUGUGUGUAUAUGUAUAUAUAAAAGAAUAUGUGGUAUUUGGCUUAAAAACUUACUCAGACAAAUGUAGAAGGAUGAAUAAGUUAAAGGUUGUUAAAGGCAUAUGACCUUGAGUGCCCCAUUCCAGAGGUCCUCUUCUGUGAAAUGUAUGUACCCUCUGGAAAAGUCCUGUGGUAUAUGAAAUUUAAGGCUUUUUCAAUUAUUACUAGUUUUGUGACUCCAGCUACUUUGGAGUUCACUGCACUUGCAUAAAUCCAAGUGGUGACCCUUGGGUACUGCUGGGGGGAGGGGGUGAACUAUUGUUUCACCCCCCCCCCUGAGCAGUAUGUCGUCAUUGGUUUACUGCAUUCAUCUAUCAAAGGCACAAUAUAUGUGAACAGAUAGAAUUUAGAGGUGAUCAUAAGGGUAUUAAUAAUAAUGAUACCUGUGUACCCCAGAUGUAUUAGGAAAAAAAAGUUGAUUCCUCUCAUGUGUCAAAGUCAAGUCUAUGAUUAUCCUCAGAUGUGCAUACAUAAUGACAAUGCAGUUCAAAAUAAUAUGAUAAGAUGCAGUGAUGAUGGGUGAUUUCAAGUUCAGUGUUGACAUUUUGGAGUUGGUGUUGGGUCAAUUUUUACAUGAUUAUAACACAAAACAUAAAAUGAAGGUGGUCCCGAAAAUUCACUCACUAGUUGUUGUGAUGUCAGUAAUGUGAUCUAGAUCAGUUUUACAAACUCAUAGCAAGUUUUGGAGCUAGGGGAAGUAAUCCAAAUUCCAACACCAACACUAACACCAAGGCCAACACCGGACUUGAAAUCACCCAAUGUGUUGGCAGGUUUGAUUAAGGUGCAUAGUGAUCUUUAAUUGAUUAUUGCAUCAUGAAUCUUAGAUAUGGUUCAAUUUAAAACAACCUGGCAAAAAUUUACAAAUGAAUUUAUAUUAUUCGGUAAUUAUUCUCAUACAUGUACCAUUGACUGAGUUAAUCACUAUGUUGGACAUAAUAUUAUUGAGUACCUGUUGUCAACUUUUUCCUCACAAACAAGAUAUUCCAAUCCAUAAGUAGAUUUAAAAUAUGUAUAUAAUUUUUAAUAAAACAAUAAAAAUGAAAUAAGACAAAGUA
Lytechinus variegatus (green sea urchin) is the source of this 1895-nucleotide messenger RNA. Its product is annotated as small integral membrane protein 8-like. The transcript is spliced from 3 exons. Bases 126 to 431 code for a protein of 101 amino acids. NCBI's taxonomy places the organism in Eukaryota, Metazoa, Echinodermata, Echinoidea, Temnopleuroida, Toxopneustidae. The record is from RefSeq and is a predicted model, not a curated record.